CACAACUCGGGGCCGCCCCCCCAAUGUGAUCUGGUGCCGCCGCUGUUUUCGCAAAGGCUGACUCCACUUUUCUUCUUCGUCUUCCCCAACUUUCCCUCCGACCAUGUUCGUCGGUAACUAUUUCAGCCGCCGCCGCCGCUCAUUGGAGUCGCAACUAAUAGAUCCAUCUUAACCCAACCAAUAGAUCCCUCUUACUUUCCCCAAUUUCAGAUCGUUCUAUUUUGGCGGCUGGAAAGAAAUUCGGAUCGUUCGUUGAGGUUAUUAGUGAGUGAUUUGAUUACUACUGGGAUUCUGAAGGUUAAGGUGUAUUCGUUUUCUUAAUCUGUUUGCAGAGGACUGCGAGGGCUUCUCUAAUUGGUAUAAGUUCGUGUAAAUGGAACAUUCCGAGUACAGAUUCUUCACAUUUUCACACUCUGUUUCAAUAAAUUAAUGGGAGAAGGAAUUAAGUGUUCAUUGAUUGCUGCUUUCAAGGGUCCAAAUUUGUUCCCUGGGUAUUGGGAGGAUAAUCAGAGGCCGCCUGGAUAUUACAUUUUAAGAUUGGUGGUCUUUAUUGGUACAGCUUAUUGAUUCUUUUGUUUUAAAUUAUAAUAUCAUUCUUUGCUGACUUUGACAAACAAAGUUUGUUGUAAUACCUCACGGAAGAAGAUGGAGGAUGAAGAUGUAAGUUAUCAUUCAAGAGUAGAUUUGAUGCUUGAUGGUUUGCAGCGUCGACGCAUAUCGAAUGAUUCCCUUCUACCAAUGCUCGAUGAUGAUGCAGCAAUGAAUUGCUUUGCUUACGUUCGAAGAUCUGAUUAUGCUUCACUAUCGUGUGUUAACUCGAGGUUUAACAAGCAGAUUAGAAGUGGUACAUUGUCUGAGUUGAGGAAGAAGAUAGGGAUUGUGGAGUAUUGGGUGUAUCUGGUUUGUGAUCUAAAGGAGUGGGAAGCGUUCGAUCCCGAUAGAAAUAAAUGGAUGGCAUUGCCUAAGAUGCCUUGUGAUGAGUGUUUCAAUCAUGCUGAUAAAGAGUCCUUAGCAGUAGGCAGCGAGUUAUUGGUUUUCGGUCGAGAGUUUUAUGAUUUUGCUAUAUGGAAAUAUGCAUUUUUUCCUCAUUGUUGGGUAAAAUGUCGAGGAAUGAACCAGCCUCGUUGUUUGUUUGGGUCUGGCAGUCUCGGUUCGAUAGCCAUAGUAGCAGGUGGGAGUGAUAUAAAGGGAAAUGUUCUAAACUCAGCAGAAUUAUACAACUCUUCAAAGGGUCGAUGGGAAACGUUGCCUAACAUGCACGUCCCACGUCGGUCGUGUUCCGGGUUCUUUAUGAACGGGAAAUUCUACGUGAUUGGUGGGAUGUCAAGUCCUACAGUGUCACUAACAUGUGGGGAGGAGUAUGAUUUAAAGAAGAGGAAAUGGAGGAAAAUCGAAGGGAUGUAUCCAUACGUGAAUCAAGGAGCUCAGGCGCCCCCUCUAGUUGCAGUGGUGGAGAAUGAACUAUAUGGAGUGGAGCAUAUAACGAACAUGGUUAUGAAGUAUGAGGAAGCGGGGAACGCGUGGAAGGUGUUGGGGAGACUUCCGGUGAGGGCGGAUUCUUCAAAUGGAUGGGGACUUGGUUUCAAGGCUUGUGGGGAAAAGCUUGUGGUCGUAGGCGGGCAAAGAGGGGCGGAAGGCGAAUCGAUUGUGCUUAGCUCUUGGUGUCCGAAGUCGGGAGUCGAUAAUAAUGGGAGUUUGGAUUGGAAGAUAGUAGGAGUGAAGGAACAUGUUGGGGUUUUUGUGUACAAUUGUGCAGUUAUGGGGUGUUGAAGAAUCAUCAUCAUUUAUAUAACUCUGAUUUCACAGGCCAUAGUUUUUGGUUUCUUGUUCUACAAAGGGAUCAUCUUUUGUUCUUAGUGUUCUUCUUCUCAUAACUUUAGCACCUAAUAAUUGUUUGCAUAGUUUCAGUCUUUGCUGGAUUUGGCUUUUACUCACUAUAUGGAUUACCUUAUUAUCACCCUAUUGCUGCCUUCUGAUUCGUUACGUAACAGGUAAAACUCGCCUCCCGACCCCUCCCCAUCGUAAUUUUUGUGUCUAUGCUUUCUUGUAGGCGAACAUUUUAUGUGAAAGUUGUUCCAUUUACUGUUGUUUUU
Molecule: messenger RNA, 2093 nt
Organism: Cucurbita pepo subsp. pepo (vegetable marrow)
Lineage: Eukaryota; Viridiplantae; Streptophyta; Magnoliopsida; Cucurbitales; Cucurbitaceae
Product: F-box/kelch-repeat protein At5g60570
Cellular component (GO): nucleus
Molecular function (GO): protein binding
Source: RefSeq, a predicted model, not a curated record